UGAUGCUGAAACAUCAGAGAGGAGCUGUGACAGCAGUUAUGAACAUGAAUUUGUUUGUGCUGUUUCUGCUGUCAGGGCUUCUGUGCAGCGCUUCUGGUCUUUGGCGAAAGUAUCAGUACAUAAACAUAAGUAUGACAUGGGCUGAAGCUCAGAGUUACUGCAGAGUGAGAUACACUGAUCUGGCUACUGUAGACUCUAUAAAUGAUGUGAACAGGAUGCUGAACACAGUGAAUGAUGGGUACCGUGGAUCAGUGUGGAUUGGACUGAAGAGGGGGACACAGGAUCGUUGGGUUUGGUCUAAUGGAGAAAACACAUUCUCCCAGUACAGUAACUGGGCCACAGGACAGCCAAAUGGAAAUGAAUAUUGUGUGUGUAGCUUUAAUGGGUUUUGGCAUGAUAUGCCAUGUGACCGAGCUCUUUAUCAUAUUUGCUACAAUGAAAGUACAGGAUAUGUAAAAUUAUCGACUUCUAAAAACUGGACAGAUGCACAGAAUUACUGCAGACAGAAUCACACUGAUCUGGCCACGGUCCGCAGCUCUCAGGAGCAGAACCAGCUUGAUGCUCUUGGUGUAUCUGGUGUAUAUGUCUGGAUCGGUCUGUUCAUGGACUCGUGGCAGUGGUCUGACCAAUGGAGCCGCUUCUAUAGAAACUGGGCAGCAGGAUACACAUCUCGGACUUCAGGAUCUGGUGACUGUGUUGCCAUGACAACAGCUGACUCUGGGAAAUGGGUUCAGUACAGUUGUGAUAUACAGCGUCCUUUUAUCUGCCAUGGAGCGCCCAAACCUAUUUUUCGCCCGUAUCACUAUAUACAUAAGAAUAUGACAUGGGGAGAAGCUCAGAGUUACUGCAGAGUGAGAUACACUGAUCUGGCUACUGUAGACUCUAUAAAUGAUGUGAACAGGAUGCUGAAUACAGUGAAUGAUGGGUACCGUGGAUCAGUGUGGAUUGGACUGAAGAGGGGGACACAGGAUCGGUGGGUUUGGUCUAAUGGAGAAAACACAAUCUCACAGUUCAGUAACUGGUACACAGGACAGCCAAAUGGAAAUGAAUAUUGUGUGUUUACCUAUAAUGGGUUUUGGCAUGAUAUGCCAUGUGACCAAAAUCGAUAUAUUGUAUGCUACAACGAAAGUACUGGAUACGUCAAAUUAUUCACUCCUAAAAACUGGACAGAUGCACAGAGUUACUGCAGACAAUAUCACAGUGAUCUGGCCACGGUCCGCAGCUCUCAGGAGCAGAACCAGCUUGAUGCUAUUGGUGUAGCUGGGCAAUCGGUCUGGAUCGGUCUGUUCAUGGACUCGUGGCAGUGGUCUGACCAAUGGGACCGCUACUAUAGAAACUGGGCAGCAGGAUACACAUCUCGGACUUCAGGGUCUGGUGACUGUGUUGCCAUGACAACAGCUGACUCUGGGAAUUGGGUUCAGUACAGUUGUGAUCUACAGCGUCCUUUUAUCUGCCAUGGAGCGCCCAAACCUAUUUUUCGCCCGUAUCACUAUAUACAUAAGAAUAUGACAUGGGCUGAAGCUCAGAGUUACUGCAGAGUGAGAUACACUGAUCUGGCUACUGUAGACUCUAUAAAUGAUGUGAACAGGAUGCUGAACACAGUGAAUGAUGGGUACGGUGGAUCAGUGUGGAUUGGACUGAAGAGGGGGACACAGGAUCGGUGGGUUUGGUCUAAUGGAGAAAACACAUUCUCCCAGUUCAGUAACUGGUACACAGGACAGCCAAAUGGAAAUGAAUAUUGUGUGUUUAGCUAUAAUGGGUUUUGGCAUGAUAUGCCAUGUGACCAAAAUCGAUAUAUUGUAUGCUACAACGAAAGUACUGGAUACGUCAAAUUAUUCUCUCCUAAAAACUGGACAGAUGCACAGAGUUACUGCAGACAAUAUCACAGUGAUCUGGCCACGGUCCGCAGCUCUCAGGAGCAGAACCAGCUUGAUGCUAUUGGUGUAGCUGGGCAAUCGGUCUGGAUCGGUCUGUUCAUGGACUCGUGGCAGUGGUCUGACCAAUGGGACCGCUACUAUAGAAACUGGGCAGCAGGAUACACAUCUCGAACUUCAGGAUCUGGUGACUGUGUUGCCAUGACAACAACUGACUCUGGGAAAUGGGUUCAAUACAGCUGUGACCAGAAGUUACCCAUUAUCUGCUAUGGAGAAGACAAGCAGACGGUCAGAUCAAACGUAUCCUGUGAUCAAAGAUGCAGCUUGAAUGAUCCUGCAAUGCAGACAGCUAUUUUGAAUGAGAUCAAUGAAAAGUUGAACAGCUUGGGCCUGGAAAGCUACAAAAACAUCGCCUGGAUAAAGGAUUAAAGUGGAGAGAUUAAUUGUACAAUGACGUCAAACAUUACAUGUGAUGGGAACUAAUCUUCAAAGUAAAGGAAUAUAUGAAGAGCAUAGAUACAAGUGCUCCUGAGUUUUCUUUUAAAGUUUUCUUCUUAAUCUGAACUAUCCAACCGUGGCACUGGAUAAAAUCCUGCAGGACAAUAAAGAUAUGGUGCUUCUAUAAUAUUUAAUGGAUGCAUUUUUGCUGAUGCUAUGCGUUUAGCUUUAAAUUCAGUCAGAUUUAAUACGUAUUAAGUAUUUGUGUUUGUUUGCAAAAUGUGACUUUAAAUUUCAAUAAAAUAAUAAAAAAUUUAGUGUUUUUUUAUAUUUCAAUUCAUAACCAGUGCUUUAAGUGGCCCAAAA
Molecule: messenger RNA, 2678 nt
Organism: Paramisgurnus dabryanus
Lineage: Eukaryota; Metazoa; Chordata; Actinopteri; Cypriniformes; Cobitidae
Product: macrophage mannose receptor 1
Source: RefSeq, a predicted model, not a curated record